Lutra lutra (Eurasian river otter) is the source of this 1719-nucleotide messenger RNA. RefSeq names its product leukocyte immunoglobulin-like receptor subfamily A member 6. Lineage: Eukaryota; Metazoa; Chordata; Mammalia; Carnivora; Mustelidae. The transcript is spliced from 7 exons. Gene Ontology annotation, biological process: cytokine-mediated signaling pathway. Gene Ontology annotation, molecular function: inhibitory MHC class I receptor activity. Bases 66 to 1463 code for a protein of 465 amino acids. The record is from RefSeq and is a predicted model, not a curated record.
CUGUCUGUCCUGCGGUCACAGUCGACCCUCCAUCUGCACAGCCGAAACCAGAGAGAGGAGACGCCAUGGCCCCCACACUCACAGCCCUGCUCUGUCUCGGGCUGAGUCUGGGCUCCAGGACCCAAGCACAGACAGGGACCCUCUCCAGACCCACUGUCUGGGCUGCGCCAAGCUCUGUGAUACCUUGGGGGACAUCUGUGACCAUCUGGUGUCAGGGGAGCCUGGAGGCCCAGGAGUACCGCCUGCAUAAAGAGGGGAAGUUAGAGACCUGGGACAGACAGAAGCCACUGGGAUCCAAAGACAAGGUCAACUUCCCCAUCACACACAUGGCAGACGUAUAUGCAGGAAGAUACCGCUGUGACUAUCUCAGUCCCACUGGCUGGUCAGAGCCCAGUGACCCCCUGGAGCUGGUGGUGAUGACAGGAUCCCAGGGCAAAUCCAGCCUCUCAGCCCUGCCCAGCCCUGUCGUGACCUCAGGAGGGAACGUGACCCUCCUUUGUGCCUCACGGAUGGGAUUCCACAGGUUUGUCCUGAUGAAGGAAGGAGAAGGUCAGCCCUCCUGGACCCUGGUCUCCAGGCCAGCCCCCCAUGGGGGGACCCAGGCCCUGUUCCCUGUGGGCCCCGUGACCCCCAGCCUCAGGUGGACGUUCCGAUGCUACGGCUAUUACAGCAACACCCCCCAGGUGUGGUCGGCCCCCAGUGACCCCCUGGAGCUGCUGGUCUCAGGUGUGUCGGGGAAGCCCUCCCUCCUGACCCAGCAGGGCCCUGUCGUGACCUCUGGACAGAGGCUGACCCUCCAGUGUCACUCUGAUGUCGGCUACGACAGAUUCGCUCUGUCCAAGGAGGGGGCACCUGACCUUCCACGGCGGUUUGGCCGGCAGACCCAGCCUGGGCUCUCCGGGGCAAACUUCUAUCUGGGCCUGGUGAGACCCUCCCACGGGGGCCGGUACAUGUGCUACGGUGGACACAACCUCUCCUCCGAGUGGUCGGCCCCUAGUGACCCCCUGGACAUCCUGCUCGCAGGACAACUGCCCUACACACCCUCUCUCUUGGUGCAGCCGGGACCCACGGUGGCCCCAGGAGAGAAUGUGACCCUGCUGUGUCAGUCACGGAGCCCUGUGGACACUUUCCUUCUCUCCAAGGAGGGGGCAGCCCAUCCCCCGCUGCGUCUUAGAUCACAGUACCGAGCUGGGCAGCACCAGGCUGAAUUCCCCAUGAGUCCUGUGACCUCAGCCCACGGGGGGACCUACAGGUGCUACGGCUCCACCAGCACCUCCCCCUACCUGUUGUCACAGGCCAGUGACCCCCUGGAGCUCCUGGUCUCAGGCUUGGACCCCAGAGAUUACACGGUGGAGAAUGUGACCCGCAUGGGCGUGGCUGCCUUGAUCCUGGUGGUCCUCGGGAUUCUGCUGCUAGAGGCUCAGCACAGCAAGAGAAGGACCCCAGACACAGCCAGGAGCUAAACACGAGGGGGAGCAAAGCCACCAUUCCGUGUGGCAGAGCUGUGGGCAUGCAUCCCAGGUGCCCAGAGGGAUCUGGAGGAAAGUCUGCAGCUCACCCUCACUGAUCUGUCUGCUGACAACAUCGAGGGGGAGCAUGGUUCAGGUGCAGGACAUGUCUGGGCUGCUCCCUGUCCAGGACUCAUCCCCCGUGACCUGUGGUGCUUUCCCUCGUGCAUUGUUGGACAUCCUUGACUGCCCCCGUCUUUCCUCAUCCCUG